AUGAGUGUCGUGGGUGUCGAUUUCGGUACUCUCAAGACGGUCAUCGCUGUCGCGAGGAACCGCGGUGUCGAUGUGGUCGUCAAUGAGGUAUCCAACCGUGCCACGCCUUCCAUGGUUGGCUUCGGGCCCAAGUGCCGCUACCUCGGUGAGUCGGCCAAGACUCAGGAGAUCACCAACCUUAAGAACACGGUCGCCUCCAUCAAGCGCCUUCUCGGCCGCCUCUCGACCGACCCCGAUGUUCAGGUCGAGCAGCAGUACAUCACCGCUCCCCUCGUCGACGUUAACGGCGAGGUCGGUGCAGAGGUCACCUACCUUGGCAACAAGGAGAAGUUCAGCGCCACCCAGCUCGUUGCCAUGUAUUUGAGCAAGAUCAGGGCCACAGCCGCGGCUGAGCUCAAGCUGCCCGUCAACGACCUGUGCAUCAGCGUCCCUCCCUGGUUCACCGAUAUCCAGCGCAGGGCCCUUCUCGAUGCCGCUGAGAUUGCCGGCCUCAAAGUCCUCCGCCUCAUCAACGACAACACGGCCGCCGCUCUCGGCUGGGGAAUUACCAAGCUUGACCUCCCCGGCCCCGAGGAGAAGCCCCGCCGCGUCUGCAUCAUCGACAUAGGCCACAGCAGCUACACUGCCUCGGUCAUCGACUUCAAGAAGGGCGAGCUCGUCGUCAAGUCCAGCGCCUGGGACCGCAACUUCGGUGGUCGCAACUUCGACAAGGCCCUCGUCGACCACCUCGCCAAAGAGUUCCAGGGCAAGUACAACGUUGACAUCAACAGCAACCCCCGUGCCAUGGCCCGUACCAUCGCCGCCGCUGAGAAGACAAAGAAGAUCCUCUCGGCAAACCAGCAGGCCCCCGUCAACAUCGAGUCUCUCAUGAACGAUAUCGAUGCCAGCGCCAUGGUCUCCAGGCAAGAGUUUGAGGCCCUGGUCGAGCCCCUUCUCGUCCAGGCCACCAAGCCCCUCGAGGAGGCCCUCGCCCUUGCCAAGUGCACCAAGGAGGACAUUGAUAUCGUCGAGGUUGUCGGCGGUGGCUGCCGUGUCCCCGCCCUCAAGGAGCGCAUCCAGGCCUUCUUCGGCAACAGCCUCUCCUUCACCAUGAACUCGGACGAGGCCGUCGCCCGUGGCUGCGCCUUCAGCUGCGCCAUCCUCUCUCCCGUCUUCCGCGUCCGCGACUUCUCCGUCCAGGACAUUGUCAGCUACCCCAUCGAGUUUGGCUGGGAGAAGGCCCCCGAUAUCCCCGACGAGGACACCAGUCUUACCGUCUUCAACAAGGGCAACGUUCUCCCCUCAACCAAGAUCCUCACCUUCUACCGCAAGCAACCCUUUGACCUUGAGGCCCGCUACCUCAAGCCCGAGGAGCUUCCCGGCAAGACCAACCCCUGGAUCGGUCGCUUCUCCGUCAAGGGUGUCAAGGUCGAGGGUGACGGUGACUUCAUGAUCUGCAAGCUCAAGGCCCGUGUCAACAUCCACGGUGUCCUCAACGUCGAGAGCGGCUACUAUGUCGAAGAGCAGGAGGUUGACGAGGACAUCAAGGAGGAUGGCGAGAAGGAUGCGGACGCCAUGGAGACCGACACCAAGGAUGACGGCUCUAAGAAGACGCGCAAGGUCAAGAAGCAGGUCAGGAAAGGUGACCUGCCCAUCUCCAGCGGCACUGCUUCUCUCCAGGACAAUGUCAAGACUUCUCUCAGCGAGAAGGAGGCCAGCAUGAUCAUGGAGGACAAGCUCGUCGCCGACACCGAGGAGAAGAAGAACGAGCUUGAGGCCUACAUCUACGAGCUCCGCGCCAAGCUCGAUGAGCAGUAUGCCGAGUUUGUCAGCGAGGACGAGAAGUCGGCGAUCAAGGCUAAGCUCGAGGCUUCUGAGGACUGGCUGUACGAAGAGGGCGAGGACACCACCAAGGGUGUCUACACGGCCAAGAUGGAUGAGAUCCGCGCCAUGGCCGGUCCCAUUGUCCAGCGCCACUUUGAGAAAGUCGAGGCCGAACGUGAGGCCAUCGAGGCCGAGAAAGCCUCCAAGAAGGCGUCUGAGGAGGAGGCCCGCAAGGCUGCCGAGGCCGAGAAGGCCGCAGUCAACGGUGGUGACUCCGAGAUGAAGGACGUCGAGUCCACUCCUCAAGCAGAGACUGAGGAGGCUGGCGACCCGGAAUAG
Molecule: messenger RNA, 2142 nt
Organism: Geosmithia morbida
Lineage: Eukaryota; Fungi; Ascomycota; Sordariomycetes; Hypocreales; Bionectriaceae
Product: heat shock 70kDa protein 4
Exons: 6
Coding region: 1-2142 (713 amino acids)
Biological process (GO): protein folding
Cellular component (GO): cytosol; nucleus
Molecular function (GO): ATP binding; ATP-dependent protein folding chaperone
Source: RefSeq, a predicted model, not a curated record